Molecule: messenger RNA, 1512 nt
Organism: Triplophysa rosa
Lineage: Eukaryota; Metazoa; Chordata; Actinopteri; Cypriniformes; Nemacheilidae
Gene: kdm8
Product: lysine (K)-specific demethylase 8
Exons: 7
Coding region: 200-1489 (429 amino acids)
Cellular component (GO): nucleus
Molecular function (GO): histone H3K36 demethylase activity
Source: RefSeq, a predicted model, not a curated record
CACUCAGUGUGUUGCGGUAAAGAUCUCCCGUUCUCUCUGCUUUAACUCUUUUGUUUUUCGUUUACAUAUAGUACAAAAUUCCUUUAGUUAUCAUCGGAUAAAUACAGGUGACAUUUUAAGCACUAAUCGUUACGGACAGUAACGUGUCAAAUAUUUAGCAGCGAGUUAUGUUAAUGCUGUAUGUGAAUAGGGGAGUGGUAUGUUUUUUUCUCUAUAUACAAUUUCUCUUUUAAAUCAGAAAUCAAUUGAUCUGCUAAAUUUUCUUCCUCCUCUGGCUCAGAUGUGGACUGAAGUGCGCACUAUUUUGCCCUCGACCAUGGACGAUUUUAUUAUUGAGUUCAGUGAAAAGAUUGAACCCAGUGUGUUGAAGGUUCUUGAACUGGCCAGAGAUCAGCUGUACAGCAGACCAGACUGUCCAUCUUCUGCUGAAACAGCUCAGAUUAUUAUAGAUUACUCAUGGGAAAAUCUUAACACGGGGACAUGGAGAGAUGUAGACAAGGAAUGGAGGCGGAUGUACAGUUAUGGCUGCCUCUUUAAAGUCUUAAGUUUAUGCAAUGGAGAUCCAUCUCAAGCCAAAGUCAAAGAGGCCAUAAAGACAUGUGAUAUGGGUUUGUUAAUGGGAGCAGCCAUCAUGGAUAACAUUUUGCAAAGACUUGUUUGUAUUUUAAAGAAUACUAUGAAACUGAAGAGUACCAAAGUUGAGAAGAGUGAAGAACCCUGUUCAAAGAAAAUGAAAUGGGAAUGUGUGUCCGAGCCCGUAAUAAACCCUGCACGAGCUGUACCUAGAAUUCAGUGUCCAUCUCUGGAGCGCUUUCGAUCAGAUUUCCUGGAUCCUCAAAAGCCUACCAUCAUAGAGGGAAUAAUUAACCACUGGCCAGCCUUCACAGAGCAUCCAUGGAGCAUAGACUACUUGCGAAGUGUCGCUGGCUGCCGGACGGUUCCCAUUGAAGUGGGAUCCAAGUACACAGAUGAAGAGUGGUCACAAAAGCUCAUUACAGUAAAUGAGUUUAUAGACGGCUACAUUUUAGGAACAGAGGAGAAAGGUGUGGGAUAUCUGGCUCAGCAUCAGUUGUUUGAUCAGAUUCCAGAGCUGAAAGAAGAUAUUCGUAUUCCUGACUAUUGUUGUCUUGGAGAGGGAGAAGAGGACGACAUAACAAUUAAUGCCUGGUUUGGGCCUGGGGGGACAGUGUCUCCUCUACAUCAGGAUCCACAACAAAACUUCUUGGCACAGGUGGUUGGAAGGAAAUACAUACGUCUCUACAGUCCAGAAGUAACAGAAAAUCUCUAUCCACAUGACUCUCAGCUACUGCACAACACCAGUCAGGUAGAGGUGGAGAAUCCAGACCUCGUGAAAUUCCCAGAGUUCCCUAAAGCAUCAUAUGAGGAGUGUGUGCUUCAGCCUGGAGAUGUCCUCUUCAUACCUGUCCAACAUUGGCAUUACGUGCGCUCUCUAGAGCUCAGCUUUUCUGUUAGCUUCUGGUGGUCUUGAUGUGUGUGUACAGAAUUAAACAA